AUGGCUAGAUUUCAGUGUUAUGACACAACUGCGUCAAUGUCUGGAGCAUACAACGGUGCACAAACAAAGUUUAGCGAGCAUUUGGAACGGAGCAUUCCCUACAUCACUUGCAUGGACCACAAGGCAAAUCUAUGUGUCGAGCAUUGUUGCCAGGCUUCCUUGCUCAUCGACAAAUUUUUUACUACUUUGCAAGAUCUGUAUAACUUUCUUACAAAGAGUACCAGCCGCUUUGGUAAACUAAAGGACAAGAUUGAAGAGUUACAAGAAGGUUUGAUUAUGAAAAACCUAUCGAAAACGCGAUGGAUUGGAAGAGCAGAAUCAAUACGUGCAGUGUGGUUGAGCUACGAAGUUUUGCUUGAUGUUCUUGCAGAAAUCGAGAACUUUCAAGGGAGUGACAGAGAUGCCAGAAAGACAGCGAACGAUUUGUUGGAGAGAAUACAGUCAUUUGAUUUUUAUUUCUGCAUGUUGUUCACGAAGAGCAUAAUGUACAAGAUGAAGGUUGUAAUUCUCGAAGUUCAAGAAAUCGAUUAUGAUAUUCUGGCAAGUUUGGAUGCAAUGUGCGAAACAAGAGAUGAAAUGCUGCGAAUACGGAAUGAUGAUGUUGGCCUGGAUGGCAUAAUCACAGCUGCAGUAGAAAAGUGUAGUUCUUUUGGAAUCGAUGUCCAAUACGAAUUUUCUAAAAAACAUCGUCCUCGUCGACAACCAAGGCGCAUCGACGAGAAUGCUGAUAAUCGCGUUAUUCCACAUUUUAACCAGCACUACCGUCAGGAGAUGUUCAAAGUUCUCGAUCGCCUGGUCAGUGAUAUCAAUGAUGCCCACCACUACACCUCGGACAUUGUUGUUCCAGUUUCAGUUCUUCCAAACAAAAUCGCUAAACGUACGGCAAAUCAAGUCGAACAAUUGUGUGCCACUUUUCCCGAAGAUUUUCAAGAUCCAGAUGCAUUACUUGCGGAGAUGGAGGUGCCAUUGAGCAGAGUGAAGCAAAGAAUCUGCGAGAAGCUGCCAGAUUUCUUAAAGAAAAGUGUUUCUUUUAUCCAGCCUUUGCGAAGGCAUAUCAGCUCGCAUUAA
Messenger RNA from Paramuricea clavata, 1068 nucleotides. Lineage: Eukaryota; Metazoa; Cnidaria; Anthozoa; Malacalcyonacea; Plexauridae. The record is from the annotation of a GenBank genome assembly.